This is a messenger RNA of Trypanosoma conorhini, 369 nucleotides long. Its product is annotated as 60S ribosomal protein L18a. NCBI's taxonomy places the organism in Eukaryota, Euglenozoa, Kinetoplastea, Trypanosomatida, Trypanosomatidae. Gene Ontology annotation, cellular component: ribosome; cytosolic large ribosomal subunit. The coding region runs from base 1 to 369 and encodes 122 amino acids. Gene Ontology annotation, biological process: translation. The record is from RefSeq and is a predicted model, not a curated record. Gene Ontology annotation, molecular function: structural constituent of ribosome. The transcript has a single exon.
AUGGUCAAGCCGCACCUUCGCCACUACUGCGUCGUCGGCCGCGAGACGCCGUCGGAGAAGAACCCCGAGCCGACCGUCUACAAGUUUGAGGUCUUUGCGCCCAACUUCGUCGUCGCCAAGAGCCGCUUCUGGCGCAUGAUGCGGAGCAAGAACAAGGUGAAGUCGACCCACGGCGACGUGCUCUCCUGCAAGGUGGUGAAGGACCGCAAGCUGGCGGCGCGCAACUACAGCGUCGACAUCGCGUACUACAGCCAGCGCUGCGGCUACACGCACAUGGUGAAGGAGUUCCGCGACGUCUGCAAGGCGGGGCGUGAGCCAGGCCUACCACGACCUCGCCUCCCGCCACCGGGCGCGGUACAGCAACAUUGA